Molecule: messenger RNA, 774 nt
Organism: Callithrix jacchus (white-tufted-ear marmoset)
Lineage: Eukaryota; Metazoa; Chordata; Mammalia; Primates; Cebidae
Source: RefSeq, a predicted model, not a curated record
AUGGAUGAUAAAGAGGAGAAGGAAGGGAAGGAAAGCAGGAAAGACCCCCCCUUCGUGUCUCCUGAGCCCAGGCCCCGGUCCCUACAGCCUGCAGGGAACAGAUUCGUCCUCCUGGUGGGCUGGGAUGGGAGAGCGGGAGAGAGAGCUGCAGCCAGGCCUCCUUGGCAGCCUUGGACUCCUGGAUCUGAGCCUGUAAUUCACUGCAAUGAAUGGAUGCUGCAGACAGAUGCCAGCGUCCUGUACCUUGAGGGCACAGGGUUACCUGUCCUGCAGCUAAACAUUAAUGAGUGUUUGUGCGUCAGGUUCAAGUUUCUGUCCAAACUGAGGCAUCACCACAAAAGGUGGUGUUUUACCUUCAGCCACUUUGUGGUUGAUUCUAACCAGGAGUAUGAGGUGACCAUUCACCACAUGUCCAAGCCCAUCCCUGACGGGGACCCAAACCACCAGUCCAGGAAUUUCCUCGUGCCUGGCUGUGAGGACACCAGGGUGAAGGGAACUGCGCCAUGCAUGAGCGCAGGCAGCCUGUGGGACGCUGACAUCACUGUGGAGACUCUGGAGGCCCACCAGCUGCGUGUGAGCUUCACCUUGUGGAACCAAUCUACCUGUUACCAGGUCCUGCUGCCCAGCUUUCCACAUAAGAAGAACCACAGCUGCUUCGAGCACAUGCACCACAUGCCUUCGCCCAGACCACAGGACUUUCACCAGCGAUCCAAUAUCACACUCACUCUAUGCAGUUUUAGAGGGUGCUGUCGCUGCCAAGUGCACAUGAGUUAA